AUGGCAGCCAUGAUUAACUCUAGUGUGUUGGCAUGCAACUAUGCCAUCUCUGGCACUGCAAUGUCUGAGCUCAAUGCAAAGAUGCCUUCUUCUUUUGUGGCAGCAGCUGGUCAGAAAGCGGUGCCUGCAAUCAGAGCUCAACAGGCUAGAGUUUCUGCUGAUUCUCAAAAGAGUGAAGGAAGAAGGGCUGCUCUGCUAUUCCUAGCAGCCACUGCUUUCACAUCAGCUUCUGCUGCUGCAUCCAAUUCCUUUGCCAAUGCUGGGGUCAUUGAUGAUUACCUAGAAAAGAGCAAAGCCAACAAGGAACUGAAUGACAAGAAGAGGCUGGCAACAAGUGGUGCAAACUUCGCAAGAGCAUUCACAGUUCAAUUUGGGACAUGCAAGUUCCCUGAGAACUUUACAGGCUGCCAAGAUCUUGCCAAGCAAAAGAAAGUACCAUUUAUCUCUGAUGAUCUGAAAUUGGAAUGCGAAGGUAAGGACAAGUAUAAGUGUGGUUCCAAUGUAUUCUGGAAAUGGUAA
Messenger RNA from Prunus armeniaca (apricot), 519 nucleotides. NCBI's taxonomy places the organism in Eukaryota, Viridiplantae, Streptophyta, Magnoliopsida, Rosales, Rosaceae. The record is from the annotation of a GenBank genome assembly.